Dendronephthya gigantea is the source of this 2781-nucleotide messenger RNA. Its product is annotated as fibrosin-1-like protein. The record is from RefSeq and is a predicted model, not a curated record. Lineage: Eukaryota; Metazoa; Cnidaria; Anthozoa; Malacalcyonacea; Nephtheidae. The coding region runs from base 171 to 2246 and encodes 691 amino acids. The transcript is spliced from 13 exons.
UUUGGGAUAAAUAAAGUGCGAUUACUGUAAAUGGUCUCGAAAAGAUGGGAAAGAAAGUCAUUUAAACAGCAGGGUUUUCAUCGCUUGGAGAUUUCCAUGAUAAUGAAUCGUAUCGAGUGAUAUUCCAGGCAAAAAUACGACGGAGUUAGAGCAAUGUGAAGUCAGGAAAGAUGAAAGAUGCAAGCGGUCCCAAAAGCUCAAGGCCCAAUUCUGAUCUCGACGACAGUGACCCGAAACGCCGUUCAGAUACCAAGGAGAAACAGAAGAGGAAAAAGCUGCGAAAACGGCGAGGCUCUAGCUCGCCUGAAGAGGACAUUAUCGAUGGUUUCGUGAUUGCAUCGUAUUCAAGUCUUUGCAAUUUAGAGAUUCUGUCCUCUUGCAACGCAUCUGAUAGUCUACCUCCAUUGGAACAAAAUGAUGUUGAGAAAUCAAAGGGGAUACAAGAGAUUGACGAAAAGGUGCCCAGACCAGCUGUUUUGAGCAAUGAGAAAGUAUCUGAUUCCAAAGAAAACAAGGAUGUUGUGGUGAGAGAGAUCAGCAAUGGUAAUGAUUCCCACAAAGAAGUCAGCUUGUCAAGACAAUUAUCACCUGGCCGUAUGACUGAUGACAGUUCAGACUCAGGCAAUUCUGGAAAAGGCUACAUUUGUGAUGGUGAAAGCGAUGAUGAACAAGUUCCACCAGAGAAGAAACCUAAACCAUCUUUAUUGUCAGCACCAGUUGCAGAAACGAAGCCAAAAGAAGAAGUGGUUGUGGAUCUCUCAAAAGACGACGACGAAGAAGAUGCUGUUAAAAAGGAAAAAUCAUUUCAGAUUGCUUUUGAUACACAAAAGUCAAUUUUAUCUCCCAAGUCGAGCAGUUUUCACACUCCGUCGCUGUCGUUCUCAUCGUCUUCAUCCCUCACUAUCUCCCAAUCACCACGGACUAUCCCUCAAAGUUCAUGGCUACCCCGACUCACGUCCUCAUUCAAGAAACCAUUAUCCGUAGUUGAGCCUUGCUAUGGCGCGGGAACUUAUUCAGGUCCUGAAGCUCUGCAUCAGGAGCUAAACAACCGUUUCCUCCAAUCUCACUCGGAGCUUGAGAGAAACCCUCAACAUUCCAAACCGAGCAGUCGCGAGAUGCACCAACAUUCUCAUCUCCAUCAUCACCAACACCAACAUACCCACUAUUAUCCAUCGCCGCUCCUCGCCUCAUCGUAUUUCCCCUCGCCAGCCCCAGCGCCAAGAGUGCUGUCGCCAUUUUCGACCCCAGUUCCCACGUACCAUUCCCGCGUGAUUUCACCGUUCAACAAGAAAACGGGAAAAUGGUGUUCAGCGCAUGUACGAAUUGCUUGGGAAAUAUUUUAUAAUCAACGGGGAGAGAUAUCAAAAGACCCCCACGCGAAGCUUGAAGGGAUUUCGAUCAGCAAACCCAGCACCGCAAUUAUCCCUCCGUUUCCCUCACCGUCACGUCACGGGACUGGCGGUGACCUUGGAUACUCUCACCCUCAUUUCAGAAGGUUUUCCGGCUCCCCUUUCGGUAAACCUCCAUUACUUAUUCCCCGAAGCACUUCAACCACCAAUCCGGUGACGUCAUCGAUAUCAGCAUUCUCCUCAGUCUCCUCUCCACCGUUGGCUUCGCGCCGUCCUAGUAGCCCUCUUAUUAUACCUCGUUCAUCGUCGGAACCUGUCGGUAGACGCUCGCCAAGUUCCGGUACAUCAAUGCUUUAUCCUUGGCUUAAAUCCGAACCGAAAACGCCUGAUUUAGAGUCAGAAAAACACAGAAGGGAAUUUCACGCAAAGUCUCCUGGGCGGCCAAGUAAUUUUACUAUCCAGGCCCUUGCCGGUGACCGCACGGAAGCAAUUCGCCCCAGUAUACUCGGAGACUCAAGUCGGACCCAUUCUUCUAGAGAGCACCGGGCCUGUGAAACGAGAUCAUUCUUGGAUAACCCACUUGUUCCAAGUUUAGUGAGUUUGGAUAAGCGCCCGAUGGAUUAUCAUCGCCCGACCGCGGGUUCAAUUGAUCUGAAUCGAAAUUCUCUCUAUCCCAGACUUGAACCAAUGCACGCGCUGUAUUCACAUCACGUGCCGCCUUUAACACCGCAUAUGACAGGAUAUUAUCCCGGAUCGCCGUUCAUUACAGACUAUCACCCCGAGCCUGGACGAGGAAUGAUUCUAAGUGGCCGAGAUAGCAUGUCAUUGGUUCGUCCACCUGACAUCCCUUUCUACAUGAGACACGACUUGGAUGAGCGACUGAGUGGAAGACGAUGAUCUCGAGUUUUUUUGGGUUGGACUGCGUAGCCAGUUACUACCUAGCGUGCUGCUCAGUUAUUCGUUGCGUUUAUGUUUGAAAUUUCUUUCUGUUCCAGCAUUACUAAAUUCCUUAUUGGUUAUUGUAGGAUGCGAACGAAUUCUCUGGUCCAGUUGUGUAGUGAGAUCUGUGUGGGUAAACACGUGAGUCCAUAAUUUAAGUUUAGAGUAAAAUUUAGUAAAAAGGAUGCUAAUUUAAGUUAAAAUAUUCGGGAAAUGUUAAUGUAUUGCAAAUUAUUGUAGUGUAUAAGAGAUAUUGUAGUGUAGAAAUAUAUAUUUAGAGAUUUGCAAGAACGCCUGUAGUUAUGUCGGGAGAUUUCAGGGUGUUUUUGUACCUGGUUUUGACUUGAAUUUUCCCUGCGUAAUUAUGAUAGUUGUAUGUAUAUUACAUAUUGUAUAGAAAUAUAUAUUACAGAAUAAAUAUAUACUAAGUUGCUCUAAGUUAUAUUGUUGCUAGUAGGUUCAGGGUGAUUCUCCGUAAUUUGCUUGUAGUACG